Messenger RNA from Effrenium voratum, 2415 nucleotides. The record is from the annotation of a GenBank genome assembly. NCBI's taxonomy places the organism in Eukaryota, Dinophyceae, Suessiales, Symbiodiniaceae.
AUGGAGGACUUCGGGCCGACGGACGCCGCCAAGCUGGCCUGGGUACUUGCGAAGCUGCAGAUCCGGGAGCGCGGGGAUCUCUGGGUGGCACUCUCCAAGGAGGCGGCGCGAAAGAUCUGCACCAGCGGGCGCUUCAUCGACAUCUCCAUGACCGCCUGGGCCUUCGCCAAGGCGGGCAUGGCGGAGCGGAUCCUCUUCGGACAGCUGGCCUCGGCGGCCAUGAGCUGCCAGGAUCUGCCCCCGCAGCUCGGCGGCCGGGCGCGUGGCGCGCAUACCAUCGCGAACCUCUGCUGGGCCUUCGCGAAGUCGAAGAAUCACAACCCCCAGCUCUUCGAACUGUUGGCAAGGAGGUCCAUCGAAUCCUGCCACGCCUUCGACCGCCAAAGCGUGUCGAAUUUGGUCUGGGCUUAUGCCACGCUGGAUGUAUGCAACGAAGAGCUCUUCGCGGUCUUCGCAAACUAUGCGAUCGACAGCGGGCUGUGGCGGGACUUCUCCCCGCAGAUGGCCUCCAAUAUGCUCUGGGCCUAUGGGAAGGUGGGCAUUGCGCACAUGCGUCUCUUCGACACCUUCGCGGAGUUCGUCGCCAUCAACAUCGAGUCCUUCGACAAUCAGAACAUUGCCAACACUGCCUGGGCCUAUGCCACGACUCAGCUGCCAAGCGAGCAAGUCUUCGACCUCCUCACGCGCCGCGCUUUGGGGCGCCUUGCCACCUUCCGCCUAGAUGAGCUUUGCGGCCUCAUGUGGGCCUAUGUGAGGGCGAAGCCGGACACUGUCGCCUUCAGCCCCAUCUUCGAGGAGGCGGUGCAGCUGCUGCUGCCGCGGGUGGCCACGUUGGACCCGCAGAGCGUGGCCAACGUGAUUUGGGUCCUCGCCACCUGCCAGCAGCUGCGCUCCGAGCCGGUGCCUGGCGCCAGGGAGUUGGUGGUCUCCGAGAAGAUCGGCUCGGGCUCCUUCGGGGACAUCUACAUGGGCACCAACAUCACCACGGGGGCCCCGGUGGCCAUAAAGCUGGAGUCCGUGCGAGCGCAGCACCCCCUGCUGGUCUUCGAGUCCAAACUCUACAAGCUGAUCUCCAACGGGGUGCAGAUUCCGGCGGUGCACUGGUAUGGCGUGGAGGGGGAGUACAACGUCAUGGUCAUCGACUUGUUGGGCCCUUCUUUGGAGGACCUCUUCAACUUCUGCGACCGGAAGUUCUCCCAGAAGACCAUUGCGGCCAUCGGCCAGCAGAUGAUCGACGCCAUCGAGUACGUGCACUCCAGGGGCUUUUUGCACCGCGACAUCAAGCCGGAGAAUUUCCUCAUGGGGGUACAGAAGAAGGCCGGGGAUGUGUACAUCAUCGACUUUGGCCUCGCGAAACGUUACCGGAACCCCAGGACGAAUCAGCACAUCCCCUUCCGCAACGACCGGAAGCUGACGGGCACGGCCCGGUACGUGAGCAUCAACACCCACCGGGGCAUCGAGCAGAGCCGCCGGGAUGACCUGGAAGCAAUCGGCUAUGUGCUGAUGUACUUCGCCAGGGGCAACUUGCCCUGGCAGGAGCGCUACCUGGGCGUAGGCAAGGGGGGCACCAAGGAGGACAAGUACCGAAGAAUCCUCGACAAGAAGGAGAGCACGCCCUUGGAGGUCUUGGGCAAGCCUGCCCCCCCGGAGCUGAACGCCUAUGUCACCUAUACUCGCAACAUGGGCUUUGAGGACCGCCCAGACUACGCCUGGUGCCGCUGGCAGUUCAUCAUGAUCCUCAUGCGGGAGGCGGGCAACGGCUUCGACCGGGGCCUGGACUGGGAUUGGGACCUCCGCUACUCCCACGAGAAGGAGGAGGCGGUGGCGCGGUAUGGGGAAGGCGCAGUGGACCACGAGCUGCCGUUGGCGGACAAGCUGCGGAGGGACGGGGACCGCUCCCGGAAGGUGGCGCCCAUCUUCCACACCGCCAAAACGGGCGGGGAGAAGGAGAAUGUGGGCGAGUCCCCACAGGCAGCCGGGGAUAUCUCUGGGAGCGCGGUCCAGGCAGCGCUGACAGAAGUCUCCGCAGACAACCCGGAGACCACCAUGGGCACCCCCGUGUCCAAAGGCGUAGGCUUAGCCAAGACCUGGGGUGAAGGACGACUGAUACGCACGGAGGAGGACAAGGACAAGCCGGAGCUGGUGGUUUUCAGCCAACCGGCUGGCGCACCUUUCCCCAUCGGCCGCGGGAGCAGUUGCGAGCUCACGCUCGCUGGCAUCACUGGCAUCAGCGUGCAACACUGCAGUCUGCGACUCGAGGAUGGUGAGCCAUUGCUGUCGGACACCUCCUUGAACGGGACCUACGUGAACGGGGCUCUGGUGGGCAAGGGCAAUGAGAGAGUGCUCCCCACCGGCGCUGUAAUCACCUUCAUCAAGAACAAGCCCUACCCCCAGAUGGUCUUCAUCGCGAAGUGA